Molecule: messenger RNA, 333 nt
Organism: Penicillium pulvis
Lineage: Eukaryota; Fungi; Ascomycota; Eurotiomycetes; Eurotiales; Aspergillaceae
Product: fungal specific transcription factor domain-containing protein
Exons: 2
Coding region: 1-333 (110 amino acids)
Source: RefSeq, a predicted model, not a curated record
AUGGUGCAAAGUCUACGGUACCAUAAAUCCUCAAAUGCUAAGCCGGUUCACUUGAGAGCUUUCUGGACUGUUUACCACUUGGAGAAAAUCACCUCGUUCUCUGAUAACAACAGCUCGAUGUUUUGUGACGAAGACAUUGGAUGUGGAGUUCCUUCCGUCCCAGAGUCCGUAUUUGGAGAGUAUAACUGGUUUUUGUUGGCUAUUCAAUUGGGAAGACUGACUUUAAUUGCCUAUACUACCCUAUUUACGAUAGGGUCUUCUUUAAAAUCUAUGAUAGAACGCUUGAUUUAUGUCGAAGAUUUACGAUGUAGACUAGAAGAAUGGCGCUUAUAA